AUGCGACUGCCGCUGCUCGUGUCCGUGGGUGUCCUGCUGGUGGCUCUGCUGCCGUCCCCGCCAUGCAGGGCCCUCCUCAGCCGGGGGCCCAUCCCGGGUGCCCGGCAGGCAUCGCAGCACCCCCAGCCCCUGAGUUUCUUCCAGCCGCCACCGCAGCCCCAGGAACCCCAGGCUCUGCCCACCCUACUCCGCGUUGGGGAGGAAUACUUCCUCCGCCUGGGUAACCUCGAUGAGACCCGGGCUGCUCCCCUCUCUCCUGCCGCCUCGCCACUCGCCAGCAGAAGCAACAGUCGCCUUUCUCCGGACAAGGUGGCCGCCAACUUUUUCAGAGCGCUGCUGCAGCCCCGGCGCCCACUCGACAGCCCAGCGGGUCCCGCCGAACGCGGCACGGAGAACGCCCUCGGCAGCCGCCAGGAGGCGCUGGCUGCCAGGAAGAGGCGAUCACAGGAACCUCCCAUCUCCCUUGAUCUCACCUUCCACCUCCUCCGAGAAGUCCUGGAAAUGACCAAGGCCGAUCAGUUAGCGCAGCAAGCUCAUAGCAACAGGAAACUCUUGGACAUUGCUGGGAAAUGA
Rangifer tarandus platyrhynchus (Svalbard reindeer) is the source of this 573-nucleotide messenger RNA. NCBI's taxonomy places the organism in Eukaryota, Metazoa, Chordata, Mammalia, Artiodactyla, Cervidae. The record is from the annotation of a GenBank genome assembly.